ACGUCAGCAUCAACCUACGUGAAAUGUUUUUUUCUCAUUAAAAAAAAAUGUAUCUAGAUCUAAGUCUUGCUAUUUUAUGAAUUAAAUUAUGAAUAAUUAAGUCGUCAACCAUUAUACUCCGAAUUACAGAUGUAACUGAUGCGCAUAGAAUCACACAAUGUUCGCAUCAAGAAAGUUACUCUGCUGUAUCGAGAAGUAGGCAUUAUGAAGAAUUCCGUCGACUAUUAAAAGAAUCAAGUUUACUUACAAAUUACCCUUAUAUAAGUCCACAACUGAGCAGUGUAAUAUGGAUACACUACCUUCACUAUAAUAAUGGAUUCUGUCAGUAACACUGUCCAUACGGCAGAUCCCAGAGUGGAUGGACAAGGUCAUGCACACAUUCACAUCGAAGUCGGUCAAGGAGACGAGCGAAAGUUGGAUGACGUGGAUAAAAGGAGUGAAUCACAAGUCACUGACACUGUCAGAGACAGUUCACUAACUGUCUCUGGUAAAGAAAGUGAGGACUUCGACUGUGAGUUUGGGCCCAAAGUGCAGAGACGCCCUGGUCUGGGACGCUAUAAGCAUGGACUGAAGUAUGCUCUCCCUUUCAGACUCAAGAAAUCAGAUCCAAGCCAGCUUCCCCUGGAGACCAAUGGUCUGUUGAACUACAUGACUUUCGGCUGGCUGAACAGAUACAUGUGGCUCAUCUAUCGUCAUGGUGUGUCCUCUGUCAAAGAUCUUCGCAUCAACCAGUCUGAAAGUUCCCAAGUCGGGGCUCAAAGAAUGGCUAGAUUUUGGCAGGAAGAGCUAGCAGACAAGGCACAAGACAAAGUCUCAUUUGGUCAUGCCAUUUUCAGAUCAUUCAAAACAAGAAUUUUAAUUGGAACAUUUGCUAGUCUUAUUUAUGCAGUGUUUACUCUGGCUAAUCCAAUAUUUGUUAUCAACUACUUUUUAGUGUAUUUAACUGAAUCUGAUGUUUCUGUGAAAUCUGGGAUAAUUUAUGCUAUUGCUUGUGGACUGUUUCUACUUUUGAAAGGUCUAACUGGUGCUUUUUUCUGGAUGUUGAACUAUGAAGCAGCAACAAGAAUCAAGUAUGGAACACUUGCUCUACUUUAUAGAAAAAUUCUUCAUUUAAAAAGUCUAAAAGACAAGUCUGUAGGAGAUAUGGUUAAUUUUAUCAGCAAUGAUGGCCAGCGCCUAUGGGAUGGGAUCAUUCUUGGACCUUUCAUCAUCAGCUCUUUGAUCAUUGUGAUCAUGAGUUGUGUCUACAGUGUGAUGCUAAUGGGGCCAUGGUCGCUAAUCAGCUUCAUUAUUAUUAUUGGAUUCUAUCCCUUUGCUAUGUUUUGCGCCAAAAUGUCUCAGUGCUAUCGUGAGAGAAGUAUUAAAAUAACUGAUAAAAGAGUGAGUUUCAUGAACACAUUACUCACUUCUAUCAGACUCAUCAAAAUGUAUGCUUGGGAAAUGAGCUUUGCUAAGAAGAUCUCUGAAAUUAGAUCAGAGGAGCAACGCCUGCUAGAAAAGAGUGUUUUUAUACAAAGCAUCAGUAUGGGGUCAUCCAUGCUGGUUCCCCUCUUUGCUAGCAGUCUGAUGUUCAUAGCUUAUGUGACCACAGGUCAUAAUUUGACUGCUGCUCAGGCAUUCACAUUUAUUGCUCUACUGAACACAAUGCAGACUUCAAUGUCAACAUUACCAUUUGCACUUAAAGCUAUCUCAGAGAUGGUAAUCAGCACCAGAAGAAUUCAGGAUGUGCUGUUGAUGGAGGAAGUAAGUCUGCCUCCUUUGCCAACUUCAAGUGCUACUGCUAUUCAAUUAGUCAAUGCUUGUUUGAGUUGGCCACCUAGUACAGCUCAUAAAAACAGUAUUGUAAAAAGAAAGCCAAGGAAAAUGGGGAAAAAAAAUAUCAUCCUGUCAGAAAGUAAAAGUUUAAAUGAACAUGAGAAACAAAAUGGCCACAAAUACUCUGAACCACUGCUGAAGAAUAUCAAUCUUGACAUCAAGAAAGGACAACUGGUUGGUAUUUGUGGAAAGAUUGGAAGUGGUAAAACUUCUCUAAUCAAUGCUAUUUUAGGCAGGUUGCUAGAGACACAAACUGGAAUUUUUGUGAUGUUUCCUCCACAGUUGUCUUUAGAGUCUGGUAUGCUGCUAACAUCUGGACACUGUGCAUACGUCCCCCAACAAGCUUGGAUAACAAACAACACAGUCCGAGAAAAUAUUGUUUUCGGACAACAAUAUGACCCUGAAAGAUAUAACAAAGUACUACAAGCUUGUGCUCUGACUGAAGACCUAAAAUCUUUUCCUAAUGGAGACAUUACAGAAGUUGGAGAAAGGGGAACAACUCUAAGUGGUGGUCAGAAACAAAGGAUCUCACUGGCCAGAGCAGCUUACAGUGAUUAUGAUAUUUUGCUAUUGGAUGACCCACUUUCAGCAGUUGACGUCCAUGUUGGCAAUCAUAUCUUCAAUCAGUGCAUUCUGGGAUUGAUGAAAGGCAGAACUGUAUUAUUUGUAACUCAUUGUUUAGAGUUCUUACAACAUUGUGAUCAAAUAUUGGUGAUGAGAAAUGGUGUUCUAGUUGAAGAAGGGUCACACAGCCAAAUGUUAGCAAAUGGUAGAGAGUAUGCAAAUGUUCUCAGUUUUUACAGCAGUGAAGAUUAUGUAUAUGUAAAAGAAGGCCUCUUGGAGACAAGAGACUUUGGAAAAAACAUAAAUGGAAGGAUUGCUGACAGCAACAGCAAUAAUUUAACAAACCAUUGUGUCCAGCAGGUGAAUAACCAUACAGAAACUAUGGGAAAAUCACAUGCAACCACAGAAGACCAGUCUACAAAAUUGAUGAAAGAAGAAGAGUUAGAUAAAGGCUAUUUGCAGUUUUCAGUAGUUCACCAAUAUAUUCAGUCCAUGGGUGGAUAUCUCAUUCUGGCCUUAGUUUUGUUUUGCUUCUGUCUACCAGUAGCUGGAGUCACAUCUGCCAAUUGGUUUUUAUCCUACUGGAUACAACAAAGUGCUACAAAUACAUCUUUUUUAUUGAAUAAGACCUCACAUCUAAAUAGUAUAACCAUAGAGGACCUAGAAACAGAUAAAUAUUUACUUAUAUACGCUGGAUUUAUUCCAGUUCUUAUUGUUCUCAUAUUGCUGAGAUCAUUUGGCAUUAUGAAGGCCUCACUUAGAGCUGCAACUCAUCUACAUGAUUCUGGUUUUAAGAGUGUUCUCAAGUGUUCCAUGUCCUUUUUUGAUAGCACACCCUUGGGAAGAAUUAUCAACAGGUUUUCUGCUGACUUAGAUGAAAUUGAUAUCCGCCUACCAUUAAAUGUGGAGAUAUUUUUAAGCAACGUCCUACAAGUUCUGGCAGCACUGGCUAUUAUUGGAUAUGUGUCGCCAUGGUUCCUUCUCUCUGUUGUUCCUCUGGGUUUCUUGUUUUUCAUCUUGAUGAAAAUUUUCCACAUCUGUGUCUGUGAACUGAAGUGUCUUGACAAUGUAACCAGGUCACCUGUCAUCAGUCAUAUGGCUGUCUCUGUACAAGGGUUGGCUUGUAUUUAUGCCUUUCGUAUGACCAAUGUCUUUGUUGAAAAACAUUGUCAGCUUCUAAACAUCAAUUCUGUAGCAGUAUUACUAUUUUACUCCUCCAAUCGUUGGCUGGCUUUGAGACUGGACUUGGUAUCUGCUGGGGUUGCCUUCAUGACUGGUUUACUUGUUCUGCUUGGCUAUGAUCAUCUGAAUCCAUCCCUGGCAGGUCUUGCUCUGUCUUUUGCUUUGCAGUUGUCUGGUCUGUUCCAGUACACAGCAAGAUUAACUGUUGAAACUGAAGCAAGAUUUAAUUCUGUACAUAGAAUCUUGAAAGAUAUUAAUGAAACCAAAAAUAUAGAGCAGACAAAAGAAAGUGACCAACAAAAUAUCUCAAACUGGCCUAGAGCUGGUUCUGUGAACUUCAAUAACAUCAAACUUCGCUACCACAACAAUCCCACGUUGGCUCUGAAAGGUGUUACAUUUCAAGUUGAGGCUAAUGAAAAAAUUGGCAUUGUGGGAAAAACUGGAGCAGGGAAGUCAUCAUUGGCUGCUGCCUUGUUUAGAUUAGUUGAGCUGGAGUCUGGUCAGAUAUUUAUAGAUGAUGUGGACAUAUCCAAAAUUCCCCUAAAUGAUCUAAGGUCAAGGUUGUCCAUCAUUCCACAGGAUCCAGUCUUAUUCACUGGAACAAUAAGGUCUAACCUUGAUCCAUUUCAAAAAUAUUCUGAUGAUGAAAUCUGGCAAGUUCUAAAUAAAUAUUAUAUGGCUAGUUUGAUCAAAACUCUAGAUCAUCAAUUGGAUACACCUGUAUCAGAAAAUGGAGAUAAUUUUUCAGCUGGAGAAAAGCAGCUCAUUUGUAUGGCAAGAGUUCUUCUUAGAAAAAGCAAAAUCUUAGUACUAGAUGAGGCAACAGCAUCCAUUGAUUCUGAAACAGAUACUCUAGUUAAGAAAACUCUUCAAGAAGCUUGUAAGAACUGUACUAUGUUGAUCAUAGCUCAUAGACUGAAGACAGUUCUAGAAUGUGAUAAAAUAUUGGUGCUAGAGGAAGGAAUGGUCCAAGAAUUUGACUCUCCUUCACACCUACUGUCCAAUGCCAAUUCCAAAUUUAGAGCCAUGUUUGAGGCAUCUGGCUCAGCACUUUCAGUCUCCUGUUAAACAGGUUGAUUGUGACAUUUGUUGACAUCGUGAAAUGCUCAUCUAAAGGGAUUCUGUGACAAUUAUACAUACAAUAUGUAAGGCAUGCUCUUUUUGGGACAUAAUCUACAACAAAUAACACCUAGGGUCACAUAGCUGAUCAUCCAAAUAGCUAAUUCAGCUGAUCACUGGUAACAUUCAAGUUGUGAAGCUAGUGGGAUGUCUCUCUUUUCAUCAUCUGUGGAACUGCUUAAUGGUAGCAGUCAAGCUGGUUAACUCUGAGAUGGUCAUCUUUGACAAUACAUGCGUGUAAAGAUAUCUGACUGUGUGCUAAUUAUUUAGCAUGCACCCUUCUCUUGUUGGUUGUUGUUUUCACUGAGAUUUUUAUCCCAAUGAAAUCUUAAUUCUGUUUGUUUGUAUAAUAAUGUACACAAUUUUGUUGAUGCCAAACUUUUGUUUCAUUGUGGAAAUGAAAAAUCACACUUCUAUUUAUAUUAGUCUAAAAUGACUGGAUUUCUGAAUGCUUAGAAAAUAUAAUCUUAUAAUAAACUAGUUAUAAUAACAAAUACAUUUUAACAUUAUAUUCUGUGUAACCAUACAGUAGUAUAUUAACAAUGAGAGUUAUUUUUUGUUACUUUUCUGAUUUAUAAACAUGAGUAUGUUAUUUUUUUUUCAUUUUCUGAGCUCUGUGAGCAAUAUGUUGCAAUACAACCUAGAUCACUUGAAUUCUAUCUUUUAUCAGUGGUUGUAAAUUACUUUUUGAGGCUAUUUUCAAAAAUAGUCAGCAAUGGUUUUCAAAAAUAGGUUUGUAAUCCUUAAUCUUUAGUAAUAGACUAUGAAGAGAGUACGUUUCUUCAAGGCUACUGUCUACUGAUCUUUUUUUAAAAAAAAUUCCAAUGAAUAGAUCACCUGUAUUUAUGAUAACUGGAAUAAAACAUUUUGUAUUGACAUAUACAAGUCAUUCUUCUUCUUCUGUUGUUUUUUUAACAUUUACUAAACUUUGUUAAGCAGUAGGCAAGGGAGGUAAGUCAUUUUCCCCUAAAGUGAAAGGAAAACAAUUAGUUAUAUUUGGGUUAUUAAUUGGGUCAUGUGAUAUAUGCUCUGGACUGCUGUCUUGGUGGUCCUGGGUUCAAACCUUGCCCAUUGCCAUCCCCUGCUGUCCUGCGGGAGGUUUGGACUAGGAUGUAAUAAUCCUCGAUUCUGAAGGAACACUUGAAAUGUAAAAUAUGUAUAUCCAAGUAAUAGGAGAAAGAGUAUGAAGUGAACAUGAAUAUUCAUUUUUUUUUAUGUACAUUGUUAUUUGAAAUCCAUUUUCAUUGUAUUCAUUUUUCCUUUUGUACAUUUGAAACUGUAUAAAUAAAUGGAACCAUUUUUUUUAUAUUUUUGUGUCUGUGUGCAUAUUACAAAAUUAUAUUUGAUGAAAUCCAAAGAUUUAGUUAAUGGGAUAGCCUGACGUAACCCUGUGUAUCACUUGGUGAGCAUUGGGCUAUAACCAGAUCUCCAUCAAUUUAUGGCAGCUCUUUCUUAGUUUAUCACUUGUCACCUGAAGUCUUUAGCUGACUGAUGACCUUUCUCUUAUCUUAUAAAAUACAGAUGUUUCUUCAAAAAAUAUAACAUCUCUUCCAAGUUUAUUUCACUUUCUCUACUUUAACUCUGUUGGCUUUUUCCACCCUUUUGUAAGCUUUCAAAAUUGUUUCUUGCUUUCUGUUGUCCAAGACCUUAGAGAACUGUUCAAAGGCUGGACUUAUGACCAUGCAAGGCUGAACAGCCACAAGGGCCUCACCUUCCAAGAGAGCCUCCGAAUUAAAAAAAACAACUACUUCCUUAAAGUUUCCUAUUUCAUUUGUUCAUGUUGUUUCUGAAGUGGCCUAUGACAUGUUGGCAAUAAUUUCUAGCAAGUUCAAUAGUUUUCUGUUCACUUGAACAAUUCAUUGAAUGAGAAUUUACCCAAUUUUGUUUGACUGUCUUUGCUAAUCCACUUGAUACAUGUAAGACAAGUAUUUAUCAACUUAUUUGUUACAUGAAGUUUAUUUAAAAUAAAAAAUAAAAUGUGUUCAGAAUAGAGAAAAGAUAGCUUCUAUUGCAGGAUUGUUGAUUUGUUUUCUUCAUUUCUCAUUAUCAAGUAAGAGGGUUUAAAUGAGCAGUUCUGUAUCUGAGAUCAACUGCACAAUGGUCUUCAUAGCAGAAAGUUUUCCAUACAGUUCGUCAUCUAAAGUGAUGUUCUGAGGCCAAUAUGUUGUUCUGACCUCUUGAUCAAGUAUGCAGGUUUGAGGGACAUGGACAGCAUUCUGUGGUGACACUUUACAAUGGCAUAUUCCUCUUCCAGAACAUAUGUUGUCUUAUUCUGUUGUGCCCUGUAGAGGAACUAUAAUUAUUUUAUGUUAAAUUGUUACAUCUAAUUUCAUUAAUUUAGCUGAGGAAAAUGAAAAUUGAAGGCUAUAUCUGAACCAGAUGUGUCUACAAUCUGUGUCAUUUAUUCAUACACACUUGCUACUUGAGCAGUUGGUCAGACCUUUCUACUAUUGGGUCAGUUCAUUAGACCCUUCUUGUAUCUUUUUAACUGAUCAAGUUUAACUAUUAUCUGACAAGAUGUUCGAGCUUGUUUUUAUACCUUACUCACCCCUUAUUUUACACAGUCAUUCUUAAAUGUUGUUGUUAUUACUAAUGAAACUACCACAGAUUUAUCUAUUUAUUUCUUGUUUAACUAUUAUUUUAAUGCAUUUGUAAAUUUGUUUUUAACUGUUUAAUUUAUUGGAUCACCAUGGCUGUGGGUCAGACUUGCUUGUAUUUGUCUUGUGGCGAGAAGAGUAUGGAUUCCUAUGUUGUAAAAGAAUAGACUACAAAGUUUGUUUUUUUUUUAUUUUAUUUAUCCUCAAUGAAAUAAGAAAGAUGUAUAAAAAGAUCUAUUUAUAAACUAUGUAUGGUGGAUGAGUGGUAAAGGGCUUGGUUUCUGAACUGAGGAGUCCUGGGUUUGAAUCUCUGUGAAGACUGUGAUUCAAAUACAGGGAUUUUAAGGGUGCCCUUGAGUCCACCCAGCUCUAGUGUGUACCUGACCAUAGGUGGGUAAAGUAAACCGAUUUGUCAUUGUGCUGGCCACAUGACACCCUCAUUAACUGUUGGUCAUACAACAGAUGAUCUUCCCCCUAUAUCAGAAUGUCAGAAGGGGAGUACUUUAUUUUCCUUUUUAAUUAGAAACCAGCCUCCUAAAUAAAGCAUUUUAUGUUUUCCUUAUCAUACAGAGUACAGAAAUCUUGCUGGUUAUAUAAGAAAAACUUAAUAGCAACUCAUAUUAUAGUUUCUAUUGAAGAAUAAACUAUUCUUUUUAUUUUUUUUAAAUGUACUACGUUUUGAUUUAUAAUUUGUGUUGUAUUUUUUUCUUUUAACCAUCUGUUUACAGUUACUAGUCACUGAUAAAGAGCUCAUUUAUCAAGAUAAAAAUCCUGUAACUUAUUAAUACGAUUGUGUUAGGAAAAGCCCAAACUCAGUACUAAUUUAUGUUAAUGUAGAAAUGAGUCAAAUGUUUGUAAGGUUUUUGUCUUGCUUUUCAUUUGCUACUUAGCUCAGAUGUUAGACAAGUUGUAAGGGGGAUAACAAACUUUGUUAGGUAUUGACUCCUAAUGGUAUUAAUCAAUAUCACAAUGUGUAUUGCAUACUAAUUGUUGGUCAUUGUUCACUUUUAGAAAUAUCAUUUAUAUAUUAAUAUCAUCGUACAUCAAACAUAAAUCACUGAGGGUUUGUAAUUAACAGCAACUAGAAUGCUACACUCUUUUUGUAUUCGAGAGAUUUUUAUAAAUCUAUAUAACUGUUAAAACCAAAAUUGGCAUCUAUGUUUCUUUCACUCUAUUUUAUUUCUUUUAUUUCUCUUAUUGGGUUUAUGUUUUGAAACAAUGAAACAGCUGUUAUUUUAUAAUGAUCUGAUCUGUCUUUACAAAAGUUGCUUGAUUUAUUGAGGAUGUUUUUUUUUAUGUUGUCUUUUUUUCAUUGUGUACAGCAAUGAUGUUUUGUUCAAGUCUUAAGUACUGAGAGUAAGGGUCUAUCAAUAUAAAGUAAAUUUCUUUUAUGCAGGCCUACUUCUAGUUUUUCAUGCAAAUUGUAGCUACAGCAUUCAAAUCUAAAUCCAAACCUCAAAUUUAAAACAAAUUGAAUGAAACGAAGUCUUACUCACAAGGUUCAUCUGCAAUAGUAUAUACAUGAGAAAAUUUUUUUCAAAAUGUUUCUAAAGUUUGAGAGUGGACAUCAAUUCUCAACAACAAUACUAAACUUUUAAGUUUGCUCAUUCAUUUUUUUUCAUGCUUCCAGAACAUAGUUUAGACUUAUUUUGUGUGUGUGUGUGUUCACACUAGUGUAGAGACAAAAUGACCUUUACCAACUCAUAAGGAAUGAGCUACAAAAAAACAACCUGAUAGUCAAAUGCUCUACCACAUGACCACAGCAUUAAUUGUCUGUUAGCACAGAUAUUUGCUAGGGACAUUCCAUGUUGAUACAUUUUGUUGAUUACUAAAUAUCCUUUGCUCAGAAAUUUAAUGCCAGAUUCUUUUAUUAGGUAUGUAUAGAAUAUCCAAAAUUUAAUAAUAAAAUGCAGAUAGGCUUAAGAUUUAAUGUUCAUUUAUGCUAGGAACAAAUUUUUUUUUCAUCAAGAUUUAUGAACUUCUAUCUGGUCAUUGAUAAAUACUUGACAUUUUUAUGAUCAUGUAUUUAGAUCUUAUGGAAUGGUAAACAUCUUCUUUCUAUUAAAAUAAAUUACUUAUGUUAAAUCAUUUACUGUAUUUACGAUAUGUACCCUUUCUUUUGUUUGUAUAAAUGAUUAGUAGGUUGAUUGUGACAUUUGUUGACAUUAAGAAAAGCGCAUCUAAAAUGAUUCUGUGACAAUUAUUCAUACAGUAUAUAAGGUGAACCCUUUUUGGGUAAUCCACAACAAAUAACACCUAGGGUCACAUAGCUGAUCAUCCAAAUAGCUAAUUCAGCUGAUCUUUGGUAAUAUUCAAGUUGUGAAGCUAGUUGUACGUCUCUCUCUUCAUCAUCUGUGGAACUGCUUAAUGGUAGCAGAAAGUCUGCAGCACUGUUGGAUAUGUUGCUGAGUGGUUUAAAACGCUUUAUUACCUAUGAAGGGAGCUUGAACUUGAAACCUGACUCAAGCUGAGUUGUGUUUGAUGAGCAGCAAGGAAACCUUCUCUCAGAUACCCCCCUCCCUUCCCUCCCAGGUCCACAAAAGAGAUUGAACCAUUGUGCACUCAGCAUGCUACUAGCAUGAAAGAAGUGCUAUGCAAAAGCAAUUUAAAAAAAAAAAAAAAGGUUUCUAAGCCCAUGUUAUCUAAAUACACAA
Biomphalaria glabrata is the source of this 9931-nucleotide messenger RNA. RefSeq names its product ATP-binding cassette sub-family C member 5-like. Gene Ontology annotation, biological process: transmembrane transport. Gene Ontology annotation, molecular function: ATP binding; ATP hydrolysis activity; ABC-type transporter activity. The transcript is spliced from 33 exons. NCBI's taxonomy places the organism in Eukaryota, Metazoa, Mollusca, Gastropoda, Planorbidae. The record is from RefSeq and is a predicted model, not a curated record. The coding region runs from base 313 to 4629 and encodes 1438 amino acids. Gene Ontology annotation, cellular component: membrane.